Messenger RNA from Vicia villosa (hairy vetch), 2770 nucleotides. RefSeq names its product F-box/LRR-repeat protein At4g14103-like. Gene Ontology annotation, molecular function: protein binding. Lineage: Eukaryota; Viridiplantae; Streptophyta; Magnoliopsida; Fabales; Fabaceae. The record is from RefSeq and is a predicted model, not a curated record. The transcript is spliced from 3 exons. The coding region runs from base 15 to 1193 and encodes 392 amino acids.
UUGGUUUCUCAUCAAUGGCGGAUAUACUAAGCGCUCUCCCGGACGAAGUUGUAUGUCACAUUCUCUCCUUUCUCCAAACCAAAGAAGCAGUUGCCACAAGCAUUCUAUCCAAAAGGUGGAACCAUCUAUGGCGUUCGGUUCUCGUUUUGAACUUCCCCGACACGAUAUUAUAUCACCAAGACGCCUAUUUCCGCUUUACCGAUAUCAUCUGCUCAGUCUUGGUAUCCGUAACCCCCAUCAAGGAUUUCAAAAUCUCUCUUAUGUACAAAUAUAGUCAGGAAGAUCUCACUCUUGACGUUCCCGGUUUUUACGAUUGGAUCGACUUUUUGGUAGAACGCGGUGUUGAGAAACUUGAUCUCUAUCUAUGGCUAGGCAUGCCGGGUGUGCCUGAUUUGCCUGAUACCAUUCUUACAUGCAAAACCCUUGUUUCUCUUAAACUUCGCUUUUUCAGUAUCAACUUUACCUUUCCUUCUCUUCAACUCCCGUCUCUCAAAACCCUUGACUUAGAGUUUAUAUUUUGCCAAAUAGAUGAAAACUUUAUGUUGCUUUUAGCAGGAUGUCCAAUUCUUGACAAAUUAACCAUAUCUAAAAUAUGGGGCUUCCAUUCUCAAAGCACUAACAAAUGGGAAAAGUUUAGCUUAACUAACUUGACCCAAGCAAGUAUUGAUUCAACUUAUUUUCACUUUCCAUUGGAACCACUUCAUAAUGUUCACUCUCUUUCAAUUUCAACGGCUAAGAUGGAUUCCUAUAAUAAUCAUGUACUUCCUACCUUUCAUAAUUUGACCUCCCUGGAUCUCAACUCCUUCAAUUACCGUUGGCAUUUUUUAAUUCAACUUCUCAAACACUCUCCUAACCUUCAAACACUUAAGCUCAAUGAGGCGGCCUCAGAUAAGGACAUAUGGACCAAAGACGAGGAAACAUGGACUAGACAAGAUGACAAAGAAAAUUGGGUGGACCCUGAUUGUGUUCCACAGUGCCUUUCAUUACACCUUAAAACCUGCCAUCUUUUGAGCUUCUUAGGUUUGCAAGGUGAGCUUUUGCUAGCAAAGUAUAUUUUGAAGAAUUCAGUGGUUCUACAAACAAUGAAAAUCUGGAAUGGUGGACAGCCUAAAAUAAAAAGACUAUUACUAUCAUGCCCAAGGGCUUCAUCGACGUGUAAACUAACCGUAUAUCAUGUUUUAUGUAAGUUGUAGUUACUCUAUUCUUCCUGUCAUUUCGCAAGCUUUUACAAUGCAACUGAUAGAUUAGCUGGGUUGAACUAGAACUUUGACAUUUCAUACUUUUAACAGUUUAUCAUGUUUAUUUGAUAUUUCAUACUUUUUUUUUAUGGGCGUGAACACGUCCAAUGCCUCUUGCUUCAAUAUUUUAUGUCCUUUGUUCUAUUUUACACAUCUUUUUAGUUGAGCCUGUACAUUAAUAACUUCUAUAUCGGGUAUGUGGUCAUGUAUUAAGUUUUACAUUGAGUUCCAAGUUGUUAUAGGAUCACCUAUCCAAGUCACCCUUAUCUUAUCAUGUUUUUUUUCCUUUUCUCAAUUCUGUGUCUAAUAGAUGACUUUCUAGUUAUUGAUCUUCAGUAGUCCCUUCACCUAACCAAAGUCAAGGUUUAGUCGUUGGAUCCGGUUACAGAUGACAUGUCCCACUUAAGUUAGUUUUUCUUUUUUCUUAUUUGGUAGUCCCGCUAUCCAACUAUCGCCAUUGUUGAUUCACUGCCCCGGUCACUCAACUUUGUUUGGAUGCAGCGCCUGAAAGUUCUUUGUUACGUGUUUUCCUUUUGAUGUUGCGUUCAUCAUUAAAGAGGCCAAACUCACAAAAGACCAACAAACCUCCACAAAUUUUGAAAUGCCAACAUCCUCUUUCUCCUCCCAUUGCUUAUAGAGAGACACACUUGUUGAUCUGCCUGGAGCACCAAAGCUAUUAAUAAUAUCUUUUAUUAGAUAUCAAAUAAACAUAGAGAUAGAUGAAAUCGUGUAUUAAGUCUCUCAGCAACUCGCUAAUAUUGUUAAACAUGUGGUGCACAAUAAAGUUCAACAAGCCAAAAAGUGGGAGAAUGACAAGCCAAUUCUUAUGACAUUUCUUCAAUUCAAAGAGUUGAAGGAAAACAAAACCAGUUGGAUUAAUUUCCAAUAAAGUUCAUUCGUACGUACAACAUAUAAAAAGAUAAAGGAAAGCAACUAAAAUAGUAUAGCCAAAAGAAAAGCUAAGGCUUGCAUUUCAAAGUCUUGAUUAGAAUCUCUCUGAUCUGAACAUGUGCACAUCAGUUUUGAAUUUGAGAGCCUGAGAUGAAGAAAAUCCAACACAAAACUGACCACUAAAAUUUCUGAUAAUGACCUCCUAUUGGUUACAAUAAUUUUCUAGUUCGUUUUGUAUUUCAAGCCUUCUCUGUGGAUCCAACGAAGCCGGAGUGUGCAUGGCCAUCUCCGGUAAAGAUGUUGAGUUUUCCACAAUGUAUUUUACAAACUCUUUUUCAUAUUUUUCACCCAUAUAAUUCAUAACAGUACACUUUCUAAACUGCAAACAAAGACAUUCAGGAACAACACAUGGACAAUACCAUAAAAUGUCUUCCGAUAUUAAAAUCGGUGGCUUGCCAAGGAAAAAUUCUUGAAGCUUGGGACAAUUCUCAAACACACCAAAUACCAAUUUCCAAUAAACACUUCUUCUUACAUAUACGACUUCAACACGAGUUAAAUUGGCAAAUACAGGAAGAUCAUCAAGAACAAUCUGCGUGAUUCAGAAGAAAAACUGUAAGAUAAAUAGGGCUAUAUAGUAAAUG